Molecule: messenger RNA, 813 nt
Organism: Dreissena polymorpha
Lineage: Eukaryota; Metazoa; Mollusca; Bivalvia; Myida; Dreissenidae
Exons: 1
Coding region: 1-813 (270 amino acids)
Source: RefSeq, a predicted model, not a curated record
AUGCAGGUACUGAAUCUACUGCUGCUGAUAAUGAUUAUUGCACUGCUGGUGAUGCUAACAGUUCUUAUCUAUACGCAGGUACUGAAUCUACUGCUACUGCUGAUUAUUUUACUGCUGGUGAUGCUAACGGUUCUUAUCUAUAUGCAGGUACUGAAUCUACUGCUGCUGAUUAUUAUUUUACUGCUGGUGAUGCUAACGGUUCUUGUCUAUAUGCAGGUACUGAAUCUACUGCUGCUGCUGAUUAUUUUACUGCUGGUGAUGCUAACGGUUCUUAUCUAUAUGCAGGUACUGAAUCUACUGCUGCUGCUGAUUAUUUUACUGCUGGUGAUGCUAACGGUUCUUAUCUAUAUGCAGGUACUGAAUCUACUGCUGCUGCUGAUUAUUUUACUGCUGGUGAUGCUAACGGUUCUUAUCUUUACGCAGGUACUGAAUCUACUGCUGCUGCUGAUUAUUUUACUGCUGGUGAUGCUAACGGUUCUUAUCUAUAUGCAGGUACUGAAUCUACUGCUGCUGCUGAUUAUUUUACUGCUGGUGAUGCUAACGGUUCUUAUCUAUAUGCAGGUACUGAAUCUACUGCUGCUGCUGAUUAUUUUACUGCUGGUGAUGCUAACGGUUUUUAUCUAUAUGCAGGUACUGAAUCUACUGCUGCUGCUGAUUAUUUUACUGCUGGUGAUGCUAACGGUUCUUAUCUAUAUGCAGGUACUGAAUCUACUGCUACUGCUGAUUAUUUUACUGCUGGUGAUGCGAACGGUUCUUAUCUAUACGCAGGUACUGAAUCUACUGCUGAUAAUGAUUCAGGGCGAUGGUAUGUAA